GGACAGGUGGAGGAAAAUAUAUUUUAGCUUUUAGCUAAAAAAAAAAACAAAAACAAAAAAGGCGACAAAUGGACGACAACAAAACGGCGCUGGUCGAGAGCCUCAUCGUAUGGCUGCAGACGUUCAACACUCCCGCACGCUGCACGACAGUGGAGGAGCUGACUACUGGAGCGGCAAUGUCACAGGCGCUGCAUCAAAUAGACCCAGCGUGGUUCACUGAAGCGUGGCUUGGUCGCAUCAAAACAGAUGUUGGGGACAACUGGAGACUGAAGAUGAACAACCUGAAGAAGAUCCUUCAGAUGGUGGUUGACUAUUAUAAUGAGGUCUUAGGCCAGGAAAUCUCCAACUUUCCCCUGCCAGAGCUGCCGCUGGUGGCGGAGCAUUCAGACCCUGUGGAGCUGGGGAGGCUGCUGCAGCUCAUUCUGGGCUGCGCUGUCAGAUGUGAGCGCAAACAAGAAUACAUUCAGAUCAUCAUGACCCUGGAGGAGUCUGUGCAGCAUGUUGUCAUGACAGCCAUCCAGGAGCUCAUGAGUAAAGAGAUCAUGGCCCCAUUUGGAGCAGAGCUGUCAGGGGACUUGGAACAGCAGCUUAAAAAAGCCCUGGAGGACCUUGCUGAAGCUAUGGGAGAAAAGGAAGCACUCGCCCAACGCUGUCAAGAGCUGGACAUACAGGUGGCUGUUCUUCAGGAGGAACGGAACAGUUUAUUGGCUGAGAAUGAUGUCCUAACGGACCGAGCCAAUCAGCUGGACACGUUCGACGACCCGAGCACGCCCUCAGGAAGAAAACACAAUCAGUUACAGCAGCAGCUGGAAACCCUUCAGGAGGAGAACUUCAGGCUGGAGGCUGCUAAGGAUGACUACCGGAUCCACUGUGAAGAGUUGGAGAAGCAGCUGAUUGAGGUUCAGCACCGUAAUGACGAACUCACCAGCCUGGCGGAGGAAUCACGAGCUCUCAAAGAUGAACUGGAUGUCCUGAGGAACUGCUCUGAUCGGGUCGUGAUGCUCGAGGCCUCGGUGGAAACGUACAAGCGUAAACUGGAGAAUCUGGGUGAUCUAAAGAGGCAGAUGAAGCUGUUGGAGGAGAAUAAUAUGACCUACAUGCAAAACACCGUCAGUCUGGAGGAAGAGCUGCGCAAGGCCAACGCUGCCCGUGCACAGCUGGAGACAUACAAGAGACAGGUCCAGGAGCUACACAAGAAGCUGUCUGAGGAGAGCAGGCGGGCAGACAAUCUGGCUUUUGAGAUGAAAAAGUUGGAGGAGAAGCAUGAAACUGGGAUGAAGGAGAAAGAGAGGAUCAUCAUUGAGAGAGAUUCUCUGAAGGAAAUCAACGAGGAGCUGCGGUGCACUCAGGCUCAACAGCACCAGCUCUCCCAAGCAGGGAUGCUUUCCUCUGGCAGUCCCAGCCACGAUAACCUGGCAGCUGAGUUAAUACCUGUAGAGUACAGAGAAAAGUUCAUCAGGUUGCAGCACGAGAAUAAGAUGCUGAGAGUGCAGCAGGAGGAAUGUGAGCGGGAGAAGAUCGCUGCCCUGCAGGCUCAGCUGGAGGAUGCUCAUAAGACGCGCAGUGAGCUGGACACUGAGAACAGAUUGAGUCGAGAGCGGAUCAGUGAGCUGCAGCAGCAGGUCGAGGACCUUCAGAAGGCUCUGCAGAGUCAGGCGGCCAAACCUGAUGAUUCAAACCUGAAGCGAAAACUUGACGCGCACAUGGUCCAGCUGAACGAGGCUCAGGACGAAAUCAUGAAGAAGAAAGAGCUGCUGGAGGAUCUUCAGCCAGACAACACUCAAACCUCCUUGAAGGUGGAUGAGCUGAUGGCAGCUCUGAAGAAGAAGGAUGAUGACAUGCGGGCCAUGGAAGAGAGGUACAAGAUGUACCUGGAGAAAGCUCGCAAUGUCAUCCGAGCACUGGACCCUAAGCUGAAUCCUGCGACUGCUGAGAUCCAGGCUCUGAGGAACCAGUUGGCAGACCGGGACAAGCAGAUUCUCACCCUGGAACGUCAGUGUGAGCAGGCCAGACUGAGAGAGUACGAGGAGAAGCUCAUUGUCACAGCCUGGUAUAACAAGAGUCUGAACUUUCAGAAGCUGGCCAUCGAGUCCCGCCUCGGGGGUCGCACUCCCUCCGUGCUGUCACCGGGGCAGUCCUUCCUGUCGCAGCAGCGGCAGGUGUCGAAUGCCCCACGCCGGGCGCUUUCCAUCAAUGUGCCUGCCACUACCUCCAAGUAGACGCACCACGGAGCCAAACAUCAUUCAACGAAGGCAAAAAAAAAAUAAAAAUAUAUAUAUAUAUCCUCUCUCCCUCCCACAAGUGAGCACUCAAGUGGCCUUAAACACAAUCUGCUCUCAGCACUUGGGGACGAGUAAAGGAUAAGCUGAUUGGGAUCAAUGAGCACUUACUUAUCAAACACAACCUUAAGGCUCACCCACCUGAGGUUAUAGUAAACUGUCCCACUAUACACUAGCCUGAAAGCUGAGCUUACAUAGCACAUUAACCCACAACCUGCUUUCACCUCACUAGCUACAGUAACGCACAACUUUCUGUAUAUUCCCAUUCUGCCCCCGUGUUCGUGCUUUACCGUCUGCAGACUCAGCUAAAUACUCGCUAUAAUCAGUUUAGCCUUGUCCCUCUCAGAUCCUGUCAUAGUUGGUCAGGAAUGAGAGACAUGUACAUGACUGCUUAAUAAUUUUAUUCAGAUUUGGAGCCUAUUAUAGUAAUGAAUGUGAUUUUUCUUCUUUUUUUUUUUUAAACAAGGGUUACUUGAAUGCUAAUCAACUAAAUGUAACUUCAGAUUAUUGUAAGUACGAACUGUACCAUCAUACUAUGCAGUGAAGGGGGGGUACUGAUAUCGUCGCACAGCAGACUGAUGAAACAAGCUUUGACAAAAUGCUAAAUGCUCUAUUUGGUGCUGGCCACCAACUGCUUUUACCGAUUUAACAUCAGUCUCUUCACAAAGUUUUUACUAAAAAUGGAACAAGUCCAUCAUACGAAGCUGUGAAAGUCCUACAAGUCAUAUUGAACCACAAACAACCUUUAAAGGUGCUGCAGCGACAAAUCCUACAGAGUAAAUUCAGGAAUUGUGUAUUUAUCAGUUAUUUUCUAUAUUCCCAGAGUGUGAUUUGACCUCUCAAUGAAAACCGGCAGGUCUUUCUAUUCGCUGAAUCUUAUUUAGUAAAGAGUAGUCCAGACUAUAAUCUAUGAAGUUGUACAGUUGUAAUGUAAACAUGAUUUAAACACCAGCUUUUGAUCCAAAUGUCACAACCAGGUUAAUCAUUCAUUCAGUACCUGCAAAUUGUAACUCGAGAAUUUCAAUGACCGUAGUCGGCAUUUAAUCUCAGAAAUGUUUUCAGGCCGUUUAGUGGAAGUUCAGAGUAAAGAGCGCUGUACUGUAGAGAAGCAGGGGAAUGUCUUGGAUAUUGUGGGUUAUUAGUUGUCUGAUGCUACGGACUUUAAGUUAAACUGCACUAGUUUGUCAACGUAAAACGGCUGCUGAUUGCCUUCUCUCUUUGUAUGUUUGCAACAACACUUACGAGGCAUUCUGUUAUCAUGGUUUUUGCCAUAUGUGAUGAAUAGAUGUACGUUAAGGCGCUUAAAUUCUUGUUUUUGCCGUGGAUGAUUCUCGUAGGUUGCUGAUUGAAAAGCAGUUUUGCUCGUCUAAAAAUAUGGACGAUCAAUCAUAGCACGGCGCGGAAACUACGCGAGAGGUGUCGUAUGUUUGUGUGUAAAUGAAGAAACAUGAGAAAGGCAUUAUGAAUUUUCAGGAAUUUAAGAAGGUACAAUUUUAAAGCCUUUGGUUUUUCUUGUGAAUAAAUAAACUCUUUUUUCUAAAAGUGUA
This is a messenger RNA of Stegastes partitus (bicolor damselfish), 3826 nucleotides long. RefSeq names its product hook microtubule-tethering protein 1 (gene hook1). NCBI's taxonomy places the organism in Eukaryota, Metazoa, Chordata, Actinopteri, Pomacentridae. Gene Ontology annotation, cellular component: cytoplasm; centrosome. Gene Ontology annotation, biological process: cytoplasmic microtubule organization; cytoskeleton-dependent intracellular transport. Gene Ontology annotation, molecular function: dynein light intermediate chain binding; microtubule binding. Bases 69 to 2219 code for a protein of 716 amino acids. The record is from RefSeq and is a predicted model, not a curated record. The transcript is spliced from 22 exons.